AUGACAACAAUUUUAUCAGUUACUCUAAGGCCCUCCUUCAUUCAACGAAAAUCUAGUGAAGGGCAGUCUGGUGUAUUAAAGUCUUCUCGCUAUGCACAGAGUCUAUUGAUUGCCCCCGUGGACAAAACAGUGGAUCGUGAUCUUGCACUUGCUAAAGAAUUGGGAUUGAAGCUUAUAUAUGCUAUAAACACGCAUGUUCAUGCUGAUCACGUCACUGGCUCUGGCUUGAUUAAUACUAAGGUUCGUGCAACUCCUGGUCAUACAUUAGGCUGUGUUACCUAUGUUACAGGAGAUGGAGUCGAUCAACCUCGGCCAAGGAUGGCAUUUACUGGUGAUGCUCUAUUGAUUAGGGGAUGUGGAAGGAAAGACUUUCAG
Capsicum annuum is the source of this 375-nucleotide messenger RNA. RefSeq names its product persulfide dioxygenase ETHE1 homolog, mitochondrial-like. The record is from RefSeq and is a predicted model, not a curated record. NCBI's taxonomy places the organism in Eukaryota, Viridiplantae, Streptophyta, Magnoliopsida, Solanales, Solanaceae. The transcript has 4 exons. Gene Ontology annotation, molecular function: sulfur dioxygenase activity. Gene Ontology annotation, biological process: hydrogen sulfide metabolic process; glutathione metabolic process. The annotation marks the transcript as partial.